Molecule: messenger RNA, 1677 nt
Organism: Poeciliopsis prolifica (blackstripe livebearer)
Lineage: Eukaryota; Metazoa; Chordata; Actinopteri; Cyprinodontiformes; Poeciliidae
Gene: ubxn6
Product: UBX domain protein 6
Exons: 11
Coding region: 88-1401 (437 amino acids)
Cellular component (GO): cytoplasm
Molecular function (GO): protein binding
Source: RefSeq, a predicted model, not a curated record
CCCAUCUCCUAGCUAAGUAGCUCGCUGCUGUAGAGCUGCUGUUAAUUAAUUGCUGAUGUUUUUAUGUUUAAUUGACAACUCCAGAAGAUGAAGAAGUUAUUUGAGGACUUUAAAAAGGACAUAAAAUUUAAAUCUGCAGGACCCGGGAAGAAGUUAACAGAAGAUGCAAGCAAGCCUGCGGUGGCGCCGAGCAGCUGCAGCACCAAGCAGAGCCGGCACGCUCCCAGCGAGGGAGCGCAGAGGGCAGGGGCCGCGGCCCUGGCCCGGGUCGAGCAGAAGCAGCGGCCCAAGGUGCACACCUCUCAGGACGCCAUCAGGAACCAAGUUAAAAGAGAACUGGAGGUGGAGGCAGCAGCGCUGGCCGAGAAGGAAAAUGCAGUCACAGUGGAGGGAUCCAAAGUGAAAGACCCGGCCUGCCUCUCUGUGUCCGGCGUCUACUUCACCUGCCCUCUCACCGGAGCCACGUUAACCAAGAGUCAGAGGGACGUGCACAUUAAAGAGGCCAUUCUGAUGCGCUUCGAAGAGGACGACAUCGAGGCUUCGGUUAUGAUGGUCCACACAUUCAACAAAGACAGAGAGAAAGUGAAAGCAGCUGUGGACAUCAUCAGCAAGUAUGUUGACAAUAUAUGUAAGAAUCCAUCAGAGGAGAAAUACAGAAAGAUAAAAGUUAGCAACAAGGUGUUCCAGGAAAAAGUACGUCCUGUGGAGGGCAGUCGGGAGUUUCUGCAGGCUUUGGGCUUUAUAAGUGUCAUGCUGCCUGUCGAGGGCCAAGAGGAGGAAGAGGAGUUCCUGGUGCUGCCGGAGCAGAGUGACGACGCCCUGGAGUUGAUGAAGGAGCGGAGGGACCGCCUUCAGAGGGGAGAGCCGGUCAGAGCCCAGCUGGACCGGAAGCCUCAGGCUUUCCGACCGUCUCCCAACGCGCAGCGCUUCGAGCUGCCGCCCGAGUUCUACAACCUGUCGGCGGAGGAGCUGAAGAAGGACCAGCAGCAGAGAUCGGAGCUGGUGGAGAAGAACGCCAUGCUUCGCACAAAAGCCAUGAGGGAGAGAGAGGAGCAGAGGGAGAGGAGGAAAUACAACUACACCCUGCUCAGAGUCAGGCUGCCUGAUGGGAACCUGCUGCAGGCCACGUUUUACGCCUGGGACCGUCUGCCGGCGCUCUUCGAAUUCGUCCGGGAGUCUCUGGUGGACGGCUGGCAGCCGUUUGAGCUCAUCGCCCCCGGAGGGCAGAAGCUGCAGGAGUCCGAGGAGGUCACUCUGGUCGAGUGUAACUUGGUCCCCGCUGCCCUGCUCACGUUUGCCUGGGAUGCAGCCGUGCAGGCGGACAUCGCCGCUGCAGGCGGGAGGAGCUCCGCCGCCCUCCUCAAACCGGAGCUGCAGGACAGAAUUCAAACCCUGAACUGAGAGGGCGCCCUCUGACCCCUACUACCUCCUCCCUCUUCCUCACUCACUGCUGAGGUGAAGUUGCCCCUUGGAGUAGUGCUGUGUUUAUUUUUACAAAUUCUACUUAAAGUUAAAGAUGGUAGCGCGGCGGCAACUUCACCCUAAGGGAUUUGUUUUAAACCUACUCGUCUCUCUCUCUCUCUCUCUGUCUUUCUCUCUCUCUCUCUCUCUCUGACUCUCUCCAUGCGGGGACGCAGAUCUCAGCAGCCAUUUGUAUUAAAGGAGCGACUACUAACA